AUGGGACCCGUUAGAGGGAUGAAGAGGAGGAAGAAGGCAGAGAAGAAGGUUGACCAGAAUGUGUUAGCUGCAGCUGCUUCACUGAGUUCUCAACCCCAGCCCGUCGAUUGGUGGGACGACUUCUCUCAGAGAAUUACUGGACUUGGGUCCAAUGCAGUUUUGAAGAAUUGGAUUGAUUUUAUAAUGCAUGGGGAUCCAUUGUGGGAAGCUGUAUCAUUCCUUGGCCUGAUCAGGUGGGAGAGUAGUUCACAGAACUAA
Prunus armeniaca (apricot) is the source of this 258-nucleotide messenger RNA. The record is from the annotation of a GenBank genome assembly. Lineage: Eukaryota; Viridiplantae; Streptophyta; Magnoliopsida; Rosales; Rosaceae.